UUCACCCUGAGACAUGGCUGCGGCUUCUUAGGGAGCCGCCCAGCAAGCAGCUCACCCCUCAGCCCAACCCUUUGCUCCUUUUUAGAGGAUUCCCUGGCAUGACCUAAGGGGCCUUUCUUCACAUCCCUCCAUCCCACAAAGCAGAAUCCACAGAGGGUGCUUUGUAAAGUUGUUUCAGGGACCCACCACAGCCAAGAUGAAUCCCAAUGAAGAAAAAGUAAAAAUAAUCACAGAGGAGUUCACUGAAAAUGACGAGGAUGCGCAGGUGAGAAGGCAGAAGAAGAAGUCAAGGGCUCAAAGACAACAAAGAAAGAAGCAGCCCCGGACCCCAGGCCCGGAGGAAAUGGUGUCUGAGAACUGUCAUGUUGGUCCCCCGCUGGAGCCCGGGGAGGAGAAGCCAGACACUCAUCUCCUGAGUACCACAGCCCGCAGGGGCCCGCGGAGCUUACCUCCAGUUCCAUCAACUUCCAGAACAGGCUUUGCAGAGUUUUCCAUGAGGGAGCGCAUGAGGGAGAAGCUUCAGGCUGCAAGGUCCAAGGCAGAAAGUGCAUUGCUACAGGAAAUCCCUACUCCAAGACCCAGGCGCCUUCGAAGUCCCAGUGAGAGAGAAUCAGAGACUGAAUUUGGCACAGAGCCAAGUAAAGAGAUACAAGGGACUCAACAAGAAGAUGAUCUUAAGAGUUAUACAAGAGUUAAGUUCCAUGAUUCUGUACGAAAACUCAAGUCAAAGUCCCAGGCUCCGCCUGGCUUCCCUUCUGCAGAAGAGGCCUAUAACUUCUUUAUAUUCAACUUUGAUCCUGGGCCAGAAGAACAAGAAGAAAAACCAACAGUAAUAUGUAGAGACGGAGCUAACCAAGAGGAGGAGGAAGGGGAGGAAGAAGGCCCUGCACAGACAGGAGACGAAACGGGUGAGGAAGGGCUGCUAGAUGGCAAGGAUGCUGAGGACUUCCUAUUGGGCUUAGAUCCCACAGCCCACAACUUUGUGACAGUCAGAGCAGCAGAGUACGAAAGCACCCACAUUCGGCUGCAGAAGGAAAAAGAAGUCCUCUUCGUACCCAGCCGGCUGACAGUGCCAACCUAUAAAAAGCUUCCUGAGAAUGUGCAGCCUAGAUUCUUGGAAGAUGAAGGUCUGUAUAUUGGGGCAAGACCUGAGGUGGCACGCAACAAUCAGAACAUCAUGGAGAACAGACUGCUGAUGCAGGAGUCCGGAAGGAAGUGGUUUGGAGAUGAUGGCAGAGUCCUGGCUCUGCCCAGCCCCAUCAAGCCAUCUCCCUCGAGGCCGCCCCAGUUCACGCAGGAGCUGAGCAACAAGGCAGAGCUGGAAACACUCUACAAAAAGGCAACAAAAUACAUACACAGACAUCAGCAUAUGAUUGGCUCUGGAGACCCUCCUGGGAAUUUCCAGCUGGACAUCGACAUUUCAGGGCUAAUCUUCACUCAUCAUCCCUGUUUUAGCCGAGAGCAUGUUUUGGCAUCCAAGCUGGCCCAGUUAUAUGACCAAUAUCUUGCAAGACACCAGAGGAACAAAGCGAAAUUCCUUACAGACAAGCUACAAGCUCUAAGAAAUGCUGUUCAGACUGGUCUUAACCCUGAAAAAUCUCAUCAUUCCCUUGAUACAACCCAAACAAACAUCAAUGAAUACAAAUCUGAAAUCCGGCAAACAAGAAAACUGCGUGAUGCUGAACAAGAGAAAGACCGGACGCUGCUAAAGAACAUCAUAAAAGUUUGGAAAGAGAUGAAAUCCCUUCGAGAGUUCCAGAGGUUUACAAAUACACCCCUGAAGCUUGUGCUGAGAAAGGAAAAAGUUGAUCAGAAAGCAGAUGAGGAAGCAUAUGAAGCAGAAAUACAAGCUGAAAUAAAUGAAUUGUUGGAAGAGCAUGCAGAAGAGUAUGCACAGAAGAUGGAAGAGUAUAAAACGUCACAUCAACAGUGGAAGGCCUGGAAGAAAGCCCAGAGGGCCAAGAAGAAGAAAAAUAAACAAGCAGCAGAAGAGAACCCUGAUGAGGAAGGUGGGGAGCCCUUUCCUGAGGAGGAGCCUGUGAAACCCAUACCCCCAGAGCCUACUGACACGGCCAUCAUAGAGCAGCAGGUGAGGGAGCGAGCAGUCCACAGCAGGAGGAGGCCAGGAGAGCCCAAGCUGGUCCCAGAGCUGACUCUGGCCGGGAACACAACGCCCAAUGAACAGUGUCCCAGGGUUGAGGUCUUGCGAAGGGAAGAUGUCAAGAGGCGCUCUGUGUAUUUAAAGGUGCUCUUCAACAACAAGGAGGUAUCCAGGACUGUCAGCAGGCAAUUAGGGGCAGACUUCCGAGUUCACUUUGGACAGAUUUUCAACUUGCAGAUAUUCAACUGGCCAGAGAGCUUAACACUUCAGGUCUAUGAAACUGUAGGGCACAGUAGUACCACCUUGCUAGCAGAAGUGUUUCUGCCUAUUCCUGAGACAACCCUUGUCACAGGAAGGGCUCCCAUUGAAGAAGUGGAGUUCAGCAGUAGCCAGCAUGUGACACUGGACCAUGAAGGAGUUGGAAGUGGAGUGCCCUUCUCCUUUGAAGCUGAUGGCAGCAAUCAACUGAUUCUAAUGACCUCGGGAAAAGUGUCCCACAGCGUGGCAUGGGCGAUUGGAGAAAAUGGGAUACCUUUAAUUCCUCCACUGUCACAACAAAACAUUGGAUUUCGAAGUGCUUUGAAGAGGGCAGAUGCCAUAUCAUCCAUUGGCACAUCAGGUCUGACAGACAUGAAGAAGUUGGCCAAGUGGGCAGCAGAAUCCAAGCUCGACCCCAAUGACCCCAACAAUGCCCCUUUGAUGCAGCUGAUCUCGAUUGCUACCAGUGGUGAAUCCUACAUCCCCAAUUUCUUUCGAAUAGAACAGCUGCAACAGGAAUUCAACUUUGUCUCAGAUGAGGAAUUAAGUAGAUCCAAACGGUUUAGGCUUCUCAGUCUUAGAAGCCAAGAGGUGCCAGAAUUCCGCAAUUAUAAACAAAUUCCAAUAUAUGACCGAGAAAUUAUGGAAAAGGUAUUCCAGGACUAUGAGAAACGAUUACGAGACAGAAAUGUAAUUGAAACCAAAGACCACCUAGAUGCUCAUAGAGCUACAGUAGCCAAGUACCUUCAGCAGGUUAGAGAAUCAGUGGUAAAUCGUUUUCUAAUUGCAAAACACCAUUUUCUUCUUACUGAUUUGGUAGCAGAAGAAGAAGUUCCCAAUAUCAGUUCUGAAGGCUCGGGCAUUUUGGGCCUGAGCCUUUUCAAGCUGGCUGAACAGAAGCGGCCACUGAAGCCACGGAGGAAAGGUCGGAAGAAGGUGACAGCCCAAAAUCUCUCUGAUGGAGAUAUAAAGCUACUGGUAAACAUCAUUCGGGCUUAUGACAUUCCAGUGAGGAAGCCUAUAGUAAGCAAAUUCCAGCAGCCAUCAAGAUCUUCAAGAACUUUCCGUGAACCACACGCGGCUUCCCCAAGUGCACACAGCCCAGCACACAGUGCUGACUACCCUCUCAGCCAGGUUUUAGUUCGGCCUUUUGUAGAAGUCUCUUUCCAGCGAACAAUUUGCCAUACAACAACUGCUGAAGGGCCAAAUCCAAGCUGGAAUGAAGAACUUGAACUUCCAUUUAGGGCCCCUAAUGAGGAUUACAGCACAGCCAGUUUACAGUCCGUGAAAGACGAUGUAUACAUUAACAUUUUUGAUGAAGUACUAUAUGAUGUUUUAGAGGAUGACCGGGAACGAGGGAGUGGAAUCCAUACCCGCAUUGAGAGACACUGGUUGGGAUGUGUGAAAAUUCCAUUCAGCACUAUAUAUUUCCAAACAAGGAUUGAUGGAACAUUUAAAAUAGAUAUCCCCCCAGUUCUUUUGGGGUAUAGUAAGGAGCACAACAUGAUCAUGGAGCGAGGAUUCGACUAUGCCCGAAGCUUGAGUGAAGGCUCCUACAUCACCCUGUUUAUUACCAUUGAACCUCAGCUUGUUCCUGCAGAGCCAGUUCGAGAAAAGUUUGAUUCUCAGGAAGAUGAGAAAUUGCUCCAAGCAACAGAGAAGUUUCAAGCUGAAUGUGCCUUAAAGUUUCCCCAUCGUCAGUGCCUUACAACAGUAAUUGACAUAAGUGGGAAAACAGUUUUUAUUACACGUUAUCUCAAACCUUUAAACCCUCCUCCGGAGCUCCUUAAUGUUUACCCCAAUAAUUCACAAGCAACUACAGAACUGGUAGCUCGGUACGUGUCCCUGAUUCCUUUCUUGCCGGACAGUGUUUCGUUUGCUGGCAUCUGUGACCUAUGGAGCACAUCUGAUCAAUUUCUUGAUCUACUGGCAGGAGAUGAAGAAGAGCAUGCAGUAUUACUAUGUAAUUAUUUUCUCUCUCUGGGUAAAAAGGCCUGGCUGGUGAUGGGCAAUGCCAUUCCUGAGGGUCCAACUGCCUAUGUGCUAUCUCGGGAAAAAAAUCAUUAUUUAAUAUGGAAUCCUUGCAGUGGGCAUUGCUAUGGACAAUAUGAUACCUUCUGUCCCUUGAAAACUGUAGGCUGUUUAAUUGGUCCUGAUAAUAUUUGGUUUAAUAUCCAAGAGCACGAUUCUCCACUAAGAAUAAAUUUUGAUGUCACCAAGCCCAAGCUUUGGAAAUCUUUUUUCUCUAGAAGCCUUCCAUAUCCUGGCCUUUCCAGUGUUCAGCCUGAAGAGCUAAUUUAUCAACGUACAGACAAAGCAGCUGUGGCUGAACUACAAGACAGGAUUGAAAAAAUAUUAAAAGAAAAGAUCAUGGACUGGAGGCCACGCCAUCUGACUCGGUGGAAUAGGUACUGUACCUCUACUCUGCGUCACUUCUUGCCUUUGCUGGAGAGUAGUCAAGGUGACGAUGUAGAAGAUGAACACAGAGCAGAACUGCUGAAACAGCUGGGAGACUACAGGUUCUCUGGAUUUCCCCUUCACAUGCCUUAUUCAGAAGUAAAGCCUUUAAUCGAAGCCGUGUAUAGCACGGGAGUACAUAAUAUUGAUGUUCCUAAUGUUGAAUUUGCUUUAGCUGUAUAUAUCCACCCAUAUCCCAAAAAUGUUUUGUCUGUUUGGAUCUAUGUUGCUUCUCUUAUACGCAAUAGGUAAUUUGUUCAUUAUUUUUAAUAUCAAUCUAAAUUGUAAUUCAUAUACUACUUUUUAAUUAUACUGAUAUGGGGAGAAAAUAUUU
Molecule: messenger RNA, 5150 nt
Organism: Jaculus jaculus (lesser Egyptian jerboa)
Lineage: Eukaryota; Metazoa; Chordata; Mammalia; Rodentia; Dipodidae
Gene: Cc2d2a
Product: coiled-coil and C2 domain containing 2A
Exons: 38
Coding region: 197-5068 (1623 amino acids)
Biological process (GO): non-motile cilium assembly; protein localization to ciliary transition zone
Cellular component (GO): ciliary transition zone
Source: RefSeq, a predicted model, not a curated record